AUGCCAGAAAUUACCAGCCAUCUCACCAUCGGCUUCAAUACAACCAUUCGAAGACUAGAAGCGUUGUCUCAAGUUCGGAGGCCCUCCAGUUUCUCGAAGCCCCAGAAAUCUUCCUCAGGCUCUUCAAAAGCUGAACCUACAAAUCUCUUUGCCGUUCUCGUCUGUCGUCGUUCCUUCCCAGAAGUCUUGACCUCCUCCAUACCUUCAAUGCUCGUUACUGCAGCCACCAAACCCAGCCGCGCGAGAUUGAUCGACAUCAGCCCCCAGAGUGAAGCAAAGAUUGCAGAAGCGCUGAAACAGCCUCGUGUCGGAGUCCUGGGUAUCGAGUUCGAUGCUCCCGGAGUAAAUAACCUGAGUCGGUUUGUGCUUGAAAAUAUCCAUGAAGUUGAUAUCCCUUGGCUUGAGCAACAGUCAGUACCCACAUACUUGCCUGUUAACAUCGAAUCAACAGCAAUCACGCCCAAGGCAAAAUCUUCGAUGGACACUCGCAAGAGAAAGGGAAAGAUACAUGAGGCUUCGACAAGUGAAUCUUAA
Molecule: messenger RNA, 534 nt
Organism: Exophiala bonariae
Lineage: Eukaryota; Fungi; Ascomycota; Eurotiomycetes; Chaetothyriales; Herpotrichiellaceae
Exons: 1
Coding region: 1-534 (177 amino acids)
Biological process (GO): tRNA processing; rRNA processing; intronic box C/D snoRNA processing
Cellular component (GO): nucleolar ribonuclease P complex; ribonuclease MRP complex; cytosol
Molecular function (GO): ribonuclease P activity; ribonuclease MRP activity
Source: RefSeq, a predicted model, not a curated record